UAGAGAAGGAAAGGGAUAGUCAGUGCAUGAAAAGAAUACAUCGCAUCGCAUCUUCGUGACAUCAUUUGUGUAGAUCAGUUUACUUUAAUGUCCACAACCCUCAGUUAUUGAGGAAUAAUUAGCUUAUGAGGGCGAACACCCUUUUGACAUCAUGACAGAUUCGAGUAUAAAUCUAAUAGCUCAGACAGGCUACAACACUGAAACCACAGCAACUCGUAUAGAAGGUAGUUCUCCAGGACAGGAUGCUCCUAAUAGACCAAAGUUAUCAGCCCGUACAACUACGGGGUUUAUACAAGAGCAUGAGCGACUCCGCAGAAACAGCUUAUCUAAUUCAGAAAGUCAUAGCAGCGACGAUGGGAUCGAAUGGGACACUUCGGCAUACUAUUCGUCCGAACACGAUUCUGAACAGGACAGUGGUGGGUAUGAUGGCUAUAGUACUGACGCAGGGGAUGAUGAUCGAGAGAGCACAUAUGAGGAUCAAGACACUCGACAUCUUUUGGCUACUUCAAAAAACGCUUGCCUAGGAGGGAUGGGUAUGGGGAUGCGUGUGGGCGAGACCGGUACAGGAACCACGAUUGGUCUCGAUCUUGAGUGUGAUUAUCGACAACAUUAUCGUUCGGUCAAGGACCAGUAGAAGUGAGUCUGAAAGACAACAAGCAGGGAAAAGACUAAGGAAGAAAAGCCACCGGAAUCGAAGUCGCGGGUUAAUGCAUACCGCGGUACCAGUGAUGAUGCUAACA
Messenger RNA from Lobosporangium transversale, 740 nucleotides. RefSeq lists its product as hypothetical. The coding region runs from base 152 to 634 and encodes 160 amino acids. The record is from RefSeq and is a predicted model, not a curated record. The transcript has 3 exons. NCBI's taxonomy places the organism in Eukaryota, Fungi, Mortierellomycota, Mortierellomycetes, Mortierellales, Mortierellaceae.